UAACCUAACACAGCUUCAUAGCCCGCCAGGAAAAUGAGUCAUAUGGUCAGCCAUAGCGCGCGUACUCAAAUUCGUUUUCCUUUUCUCUGCUUUUGCUGGCCUAAGCUUCACCUUCUUCGUUUCACCGUCUGUCACAAUGCCUUCUCUCCCUCUCUCUUCUCAGAACCUCCAAGAUCUCUUCGAUGCCGUCGAAGCUUUCGUCUUCGAUUGCGAUGGUGUCAUUUGGAAGGGUGAUAAGCUUAUUGAUGGUGUUCCACAAACUUUGGAUAUGCUCCGGUCCAAGGGGAAGAAGCUGGUGUUUGUGACUAACAAUUCCUCGAAAUCCAGGAGACAGUACGCUGAAAAAUUCCAAUCUUUAGGAAUUUCGGUUUCCGAGGAGGAGAUUUUCUCCUCGUCCUUUGCUGCUGCCAUGUACUUGAAGAUCAACGAUUUUCCCUCAGAAAAGAAGAUUUAUGUAAUUGGUGAGGAAGGUAUACUGGAGGAGUUGCGGCUUGCCGGCUUUACUGGUCUUGGUGGUCCAGAAGAUGGGAAUAAAACGGUACAGCUGAAGCAGAAUCGCUUCUUUGACCAUGAUAAGAGUGUUGGAGCUGUUGUGGUAGGAAUAGAUCCAUACAUUAACUACUACAAGCUUCAGUAUGGAACCCUUUGCAUACGGGAGAACCCAGGAUGCCUUUUUAUGGCCACGAACCGGGACGCAGUUGGUCAUAUGACUGCCUUGCAAGAAUGGCCUGGUGCCGGUUGUAUGGUUGCUGCCAUUUGUGGAUCAACCCAAAAGGAGCCUAUCGUAGUUGGGAAGCCAUCCACAUUUAUGAUGGACUUUUUAAUACAGAAAUUCAACAUAAGUCCAUCCAAGAUGUGUAUGGUGGGAGAUAGACUAGACACUGAUAUUUUGUUUGGACAGAAUGCUGGCUGCAAAACUAUUCUUGUACUUUCAGGUGUAACAUCAGAACCUGAUCUGAGACACCCUUCAAAUAAUAUUCAACCAGACUACUACACGGGCCAACUAUCCGAUAUGCUGAAACUUUCUGGGGCUUAAAUGAAUACCUUCCAAUUUGGACAUCCCUUUCAAGCCUUGGGGAAUUAUUUUUCAAUUGCAGUUAGUCCACGAAAAAGCUACAUGCUCAAAUUGAGAGCAACAGAUCCAUAAUAAUACAUUAAUUAUUACUUUGGGACGUUUGAUUGUUUCCCCAUUCUUCUUAAUAUUAUUACUGUUGUUAUUUUGA
Molecule: messenger RNA, 1223 nt
Organism: Prosopis cineraria
Lineage: Eukaryota; Viridiplantae; Streptophyta; Magnoliopsida; Fabales; Fabaceae
Product: phosphoglycolate phosphatase 2
Exons: 11
Coding region: 137-1036 (299 amino acids)
Molecular function (GO): phosphatase activity
Source: RefSeq, a predicted model, not a curated record